This is a messenger RNA of Dermacentor albipictus, 2716 nucleotides long. The record is from RefSeq and is a predicted model, not a curated record. NCBI's taxonomy places the organism in Eukaryota, Metazoa, Arthropoda, Arachnida, Ixodida, Ixodidae.
CGACCCCAUGUGACGCACGGGCUGUGAGGAUAGCUGUAGUGGAGAACUCCAGAUUAAUAUAGACAAUCGGAAGUUCUUUAACGUGCACUGGCAUCAUACACCACAUAGGUGCAUUUUGCAUUUCGCCUCCAUCGAAGCGCGCCUGGACGUGCAUUAUCUUGAGUUGUAGUAGCAAUUACACUGUUUUGGUGGUACAUCGGGGGAUUUUCCUGUAAAAGAGACUAUGCUUACUUUUUGUUAUAUUUUUGCAGGUUUAUCAUGAGAAAUUUCGUACACGUCGUGAGCAGAAAGGAAGUUUUAAUUCCACGCGAUGUUCCUGCCCUGAAAGACAGUGCUUUUCCGACAGUUUUUCCGAAUCUUCCCACGUACUUGACAAAGACGCUGCCGAAAGAGAGGAAAAGGAGACUGGGACAAUGCUCAUCCGUGCCUGCGAAAAAGUGCCGCAUAGACGACAAUGAGGCAUGCGAAUCGGUUCAGCUCGCUCCAAAUGACGAACUGGACAGAGCGAUUGAUGAAGUACCAGCGAAGCACUUCAUUUUUGGACUUCAACUGCCAUCAGAGUAUUGGUCACGCCAGACGUUCCAAAACAAAAAUGUAUCUUACCAAACGGCUGAUUACCAUAAAAGCCAAGUUCCUCCAGUUGCCUUCAACAAGGUAGCCGUGUUCGAAAUCGUAGAACAAGCUUCAGCAUGCUGCACAGUUUUCCUGGCUGGUCAACUUCACUGCCGGCAUACCAUUGCAUCUGAGCAAGAGGCCCAAGAGCUUCUGGUAUGUGCAGAAAAGCUCUCUGUAUGUGAUGGAGUUGGACAGACCAAUGAGUUCCAGCCACUAGAUGUGUCGGACUGCACAACAUUAUCUGGACAUGGCAUGUUCUCCACUGGUUGUGAGGGAUCCAUGUCACAGGAUGUGUCGACCCAGAUGCCUCAGCGGUGUUUGACGUGCAGAAAAGUGAGGCGAAUACUAAUGGCUCGCUUGUUGCGCUUAAAAAAUAAAGUGCAACGCCCAGUUGCACUGGUACUGACUGCGGCAAGGCGACUCAAAUGUGCUGUUCGCACUUUGAGGCGGCAGAACAGAAAAGUUCACACCCUGCAUGAAGUCGUCCGAAAGCUAAGACAAAAGAAUUCCUGUAUAAAGAAAAACAGUUUUGAGGCAAAGAUCAAGCAGCUUCCAAAAAAGCAACAGUGUGCUGUCCGAGCACGUUUCGAGGCAUCGAAGCGCUUAUCCCUGCAGGAAUAUCGAUAUGAUAAAGCGUGGCUCUUGGAGUGUAUGAUUUUAAGGAUGAAGAGCCCAAGACUAUACGAGCAUUUGAGGGGCCACAAAAUCCUUGUACUUCCCAGCCGUGUGUGCCUUCAAAAGUACAUCAAGGUAUGCGACUACCUUUUUCCUAUUGAGUAUAAUUUAAUAACUCUUAUCUUAUAUUUGCAGGCUUUCCAAGCAUCUUUUGGUUUUAGUCGUAAACUUCUUGAGUGCGUGAAGGAGAAGGCCAGCGAAAUGGAUGAAAUGAACAGGCAUGGUGGGCUAGUUAUUGAUGAGAUGAAAUUUUCCACUCACCUGGACCUCAAAUCUACUACUGAUAUUGAAGGCUUCGUAAACCUGGGGCAGUUCACCGAAGCACAAGACAAGCACACAAAAGCUGAUCACGGCCUAGUUGUUAUGUUUCAGCCUUUCGUGGGAAAAUGGACACAGGUCAUAGGUGUAUUUGCUUCCAAUGGAAAUGUGAAGGCACUAACGCUAACAAAGAUAAUUUUGGAGGCAAUUCUUCUAUGUGAGCCAGCUGGUCUGCAUGUGGACUACAUCUGUACUGAUGGUGCAUCAUGGAACCGUGCCAUGUGGCAUAACAUGGGUGUACACGGAAAUGCUAAACAUGUGCGCUGCAAGGUUCCACAUCCAUGCGACAAGAAGCGGUUCCUGCAUUUCAUCUCAGGUUUUCCCCAUCUUGUGAAAUGUGUGCGAAACACUAUGAUUAGGCAUGGCUUCAACACACACAAGGGCCGAGUAUGCGUGCUACUUUAUUGCCUUCAUUAUUUAAGAUGUGGUGCAUCUGGAAAGAAGCGCUGGUUUAAUAACCAUUAUCGAAUCUUGCAGGCUCAUUGGGAACAUGUUGCAACGACAUGGAAGGUCGACAGCAGUGCCUUGACAUUGAAAGUUGCACCCAAGUUGACAUAUUCACACAUCUACCCUAGUGGAUUUGAAAAGAUGCGGGUAAACCUGGCCUUCAAUAUUUUCAACAGUGCAGUUGUGCACGCCAUGGGCUUACGCAAAGAAAAAAUUGAGCAACAGUACUCAAAUCUGGAGCCAACAAGGGUGUUCAUUGACGUGAUGGCUCAAACAGUUGAAGCCAUGACAUCACGGUUUCCAGCUGAAGCUUUGAGGUAUGCACACAGCAACAGUGCUCAUUUUCGUGUGCCGGUGGUAAAUGCUUUUCAUGUUGUUUCAGACUUGGCAGUGCUCAAGAAACUGCACUUAACAGCAUGCUGGCAUUUCUGGAUCAGUGGGAGGCCCAUGCAAAAGGGCUCGGCUUCUUAAGCAAGGGCACAUCAGAAGGUCUGCGUGUGACCAUACAUUCCACUAAAGACCUCUUGACGUAUCUAACUGAGAAGGUUGGGUUCAGGUUCUUGAUGACUUCCCGCCUCAGUCAGGACUGCUUGGAGGGUUCAUUUGGUAUUGUGAGACAGUCCAGCGGAGCCAAUGAUCACCCCACUCCUGCGCAGUCCAU